Perca fluviatilis (European perch) is the source of this 1405-nucleotide messenger RNA. RefSeq names its product leucine rich repeat containing 38a (gene lrrc38a). NCBI's taxonomy places the organism in Eukaryota, Metazoa, Chordata, Actinopteri, Perciformes, Percidae. Bases 334 to 1209 code for a protein of 291 amino acids. Gene Ontology annotation, cellular component: voltage-gated potassium channel complex. The record is from RefSeq and is a predicted model, not a curated record. The transcript has 2 exons. Gene Ontology annotation, molecular function: transmembrane transporter binding; potassium channel activator activity; voltage-gated potassium channel activity.
CGUUCUCUUGCACACUCUCUCUUUUGCUCCUCCCCUCUCUUACCUCAAAGCCAGCAGGCUGCUAUUUGAUCCAGACUGCUUUUUACAUGAUCUCCUGGAAUACAAAGCUCCCCGGCUACUCCAUGGCUUUUCGGGUUCUUCUCGCGUUGCGGUGCAGAGAGCACAACAGGAUGCCAGCGCCACGCUGAACCUACAUCGGCCGGCCUUUCCUUCCCCUCCCCCUCCUGUGAUCUUCACCUUUCUAUCUGUCCGUCUCCCUGACCUUCCUUCUCACCCCAUGCUGAGACCCCCUCCCCCCCCAAUCUCCUAGUUAAUGUUGCCGCCCCCUCGACAAUGAUACCAUGCAUUAACUGGCUGCAGCCUUUCCUUGCCUUGAUCUCCUCGACCUUGCUUACGCGAGGCCACAUCUGUCCAUCCAGCUGUUUGUGUCCAGACCACCACACUGUGAACUGCACCAACCGAGGUCUUACCAGAGUCCCAGACCCCAUCCCUCUGGGUGUUCGCCGUCUCCUGCUCUCCAACAACUGGAUUCCCUGGAUCCCUUCCGACUUCUUGGUCCUCUACAGCGAUCUGGUCUACCUGGACCUGAGGAAUAACUCCCUCUCCCAGCUGGAGCCAGGUACCCUGAGCACCUCCUCUAGAUUAGUCUUCUUGGACCUGGGGAACAACAACCUGACGGAAAUCUCCUCGGGAACAUUUGGGGAGUCCAGGAGUCUGAUUAAACUACGACUGGGGAACAACCCCUACCUAAACAUGGUAGGCAGGGACGCUUUCACGGGGCUGACUUCUUUGAGGGAGCUGGAGCUGGAGAGGAAUGGUCUCACAGCCCUGGACGUCAUGGUCCUGGAAUCACUGCCCUCCCUCCGGAUGCUGCGUCUGGAUGGCAACCCCUGGCUUUGCAACUGCCACUUUUCCAAACUGUUUGUAUGGCUGACAGAGAACCGCCACAAACUCCCAAAGGGUAUGGAGGGGAUAGAGUGCUCUCUUCCUAUGGAUGGGCGUCGUGUUCCCCUGAGUUUACUCUCUGAAGACAGUUUUCAGAAGUGCCGUGGUACCCUCACCCUCACUGACUACCUGAUCGUCAUCUUCUCCGGUAUCUCUGUCUCAGUAGCGGCCAUCGUGGCCAGCUUCUUCCUUGCUUCCACAGUCCAUUGCUUCCAGCGCCUCAGCAAAGGCAGCAAAGGAGAUGAGGAGGAAGGCAACGACUGAUGGGGAAAGGGGAAAUGGAUUAAAUCAAGUAUUUCAUACAUAACUGUUGCUCAGAACUCAACAAAACAUGAGAGCAAGGAGUGAUUGUGGUGGUGGUGGUGGGGAGGUGGGGAUGAAAAGGCAUUAAAGGUAAAUGCACAUCAAGAAAGCUUGUAAUGUCAAAUCCAAGAUUACACAUGAACUGUCAUGAGAAUCA